UUGCCCUUGUCUGUGUCUGAAGCAGGGACCAAGCUGCCAUCGGGGUUUUUACCUUUUUUUGGUUUAUGUUCCCUUUUCACAAGCAAGAAGAAUUGAUUUAUGUUACCAGUUGCCCCGGUGGAUUGUUGUGGCCAUUGGGAUCGAAAUCUUGCCCCACCCUUCUUCUCAGGGGUCGAUGACACUUACGCAGAGAGAAAACUCAUCAAACCAAACGAACGAGGAGUGGGAGGGGUGAAAGUGAAACUCAAUUCCCUGCUCUUAAUGCUCUCGCUGUCCUGUCUUUCAUCUUCUGUACUACGGAAUUGAUUUUUGAGGAAGGGACUUUGUUUUGCUUUGUAGCUCUUACCCAUCUUUUAUUCUUCUCAAAAAACGAGCAACUCUUAACCCCUCUGGAUUGCUGUUUGUCUGAUUUUUUAUUGGGUGUCCUUAAAUAAACUAUUGGGGGAGGACCGGAGGACUCCAUCCGUGAGGCCGAGGGGAGUAGGUGGGACAGAUUUAGUUUGUGAUGGCAGCCCUAAUCUCUGACAUUUUCUCCUCGUCGGCACUGUUGUCUCUGGGGCUAUACCACCUCAUCUGCACCACUCGGAACCACCUCAAGUCGCCGAGGGACUACGUGGCGAGGCCCUACCAUCCGUUCCCCCUGUCGGGGUCUUCUUCUUCAUCGCCACGGCUGAAGCACAUCCAGCUGUACCUGCUCAUCCUGUCGCUGCUGGUGGCCUUGGUACACCAGCUCCUCACUUCCACCGAUUCCGACCCUCUCCUUAAGGGUCGCACCCCUGUCUACCACUUCACCUCCCUCCAGUCCGCUGCCGUGCUCUUCCUAUUCCUGUUGCUCUCGCUUGCCCUCCUCCUCUCUGACGCCACCUCACUCCUACCUCUUCCCUCUGACCUCCUCUUCGCCCUCGCAUCCGCCAUCUUCUUUCUCCAAUUCUCCGCCUCAUCCGCCUCCGCCUCCGUCCAGACUUCGGAUCUCCAGGCUAAGUGUGAUUCCAUCUCCGCUUGCAUUUCCGCCGCGUCCGCCCUCCUAUGCCUGCUGCUCGCUUGCCAGCCCAGGUUAUUCAUUGCUGACGUUGGGCUCGGUGCUUCGUUCUGUUUGCAGGGGCUCUGGGUCUUGCAGACCGGCCUCUCCCUCUACGUUGAGGCCUUUAUUCCCGAGGGCUGCCAUCGGCUGUUGGAUGUGGCCAACGGGGUCGACGGCUCCACCAAGUGCGACUUAGAGGAAUCCCGUCUCAGGGCCGUGGCGAUUCUCGAUCUUGUAUUUGUGCUUUAUGUCUUGUUUGUCGUCGUCAUUCUCUUGGUCAUUUAUGCGGUCGUUGUCAAGACUGUUGGUUUGAGGAGAUUCGGCUCUUAUGAAGCUUUGCCCAUGCUGACCACUGCUGAUUCAGAUCACGUCCAGAUGAAGUCCUUGGCCGGAACACAAGCGUGAUCUGCUACUGCUAUUGGCUCUUGCCGGUUGGUUUUCUUCCUCUUUUUGUUAAUCCUUUCUAGCUAUCCAGUUAACCCCCCUUCUCUCUCUCCCCUCGUCCCCCACUCUCGGGGGGCCGUCUUUUCUACAACUUAACUUGGAAACUUUUAGAGAAUUCAAUCUAUUAUACAGAAGUGCCUCAUUUUUCGAGUUGGCAGCUUGGAUCACAGUUCUCCUCUUAUCUUUUAUUUGAUGCAACCCUUUGCAGCGUUUAUUUUAUCUGCCUUAUCUCCCUUUGGCUUCUCUGUUAUGUUUGAGGAGAUCAGCACAUAAUCUUAGCCAGGGAUUGCAUCUUUAUGGGUUAGAGUGCUGAAUAAUACUGGCACAUUGCAGAGGAAAAUAUUUUCCAUCUUUGAUUCAAGUAUGAAAUCUUCUUGACUUAUGCUCUCAAUUCCAGCAUCCAGUUUGCACUAUAGGUAUACACUUUGGGGUUUCUGUUUGAAGAUGUAUAUUAUUUUUCUAACUGAAGUUAGUGUUCAUAAUAUGUAUUGUCAUGAGUUGAACUUCGACAGCAUUCACAGGUCGACUGUAAUGUGUAUUGUCAUGAGUUAUUCUAUAGUUUGUGAAGUUUUGAGCAA
Messenger RNA from Macadamia integrifolia, 2043 nucleotides. RefSeq lists its product as uncharacterized. The record is from RefSeq and is a predicted model, not a curated record. Lineage: Eukaryota; Viridiplantae; Streptophyta; Magnoliopsida; Proteales; Proteaceae. The coding region runs from base 506 to 1426 and encodes 306 amino acids. The transcript has a single exon.